CCUCCAGAUGAUCGGUUCUAGACGAAGCGGUGGUGCAGGACAGGUCCUUAACAUGCCUGGUUUGCAGGAGCGCAACCGCCCGAGAUCCCCUCCUCUUCCUUGGAGUCCCCCCCUCUCAUUUGCACUUGACAGACGACCGCCAUGACCAACGAACGCGCUGCUUUCCAGGCUGAGGUUGCUCGCGUUGAGCAGUGGUGGAAGGACUCGCGCUUCAACCGCGUGAAGCGACCGUACACCGCCGCACAAGUAGUCUCGAAGAGGGGGACGUUGCCCAUCUCAUACCCCUCCGACGUGCUCGCGAAGAAGCUCUGGGCAUCUCUGUCGGAGCACUACAAGAAUGGGACACCGUCGCACACAUACGGCGCACUCGACCCUGUGCAAGUGACCCAGAUGGCAAAGUACCUCGAGACCGUCUACGUCUCCGGUUGGCAAUCAUCGAGCACGGCGUCGAGCUCAAACGAGCCAGGCCCAGAUCUUGCGGACUACCCCUCGAACACCGUCCCCAACAAGGUCGAGCAUCUCUUCAUGGCACAACUGUUCCACGACCGCAAGCAGGCCGAGGGGCGAUCGGAACUGUCCGAGGCCGAGCUCGCGAACACGCCGACGAUCGACUACCUCCGCCCCAUCAUCGCCGACGCCGACACCGGUCACGGCGGCCUCACCGCAACCAUGAAGCUCGCGAAAAUGUUCGUCGAGAAGGGCGCCGCGGGCGUGCACAUCGAGGACCAGGCUCCGGGUACGAAGAAGUGCGGGCACAUGGCGGGCAAGGUACUCGUGCCCAUCCAGGAGCACCAUCACCGGCUCGUGGCUAUUCGCUUGCAGUUCGACAUCAUGGGCGUGAACAACCUCGUCAUCGCCCGCACGGACUCCGAGGCUGCGACCUUGAUCACGACGAACGUGGACGAGCGCGACCACGCGUUCAUCCUUGGUUCGACGAACCCUGACCUGCGGCACCUCAACACUACGGGGCCCGCCCUGGAGGCGCUCGAGGAGCAGUGGUUGGCCGCUGCGAAGUGCCAGCUGUUCCCCGAGGUACUUGCCAACGCCCUCAAGGCGCAGACAAGCGCCAAUCAGGUCAAGCUCGAGCAGUUCCAUCGGCGCAUCGCUCACCUCUCAUGGCCUGACGCCAUCACCGUUGCGAAGAAGGAGUUCGGCCUGAGGAGCGGCUACUACCGCUACCAGGGCGGCACGCAGUGCGCCGUGAACCGUGCGAUUGCGUUCGCGCCGUACGCGGACCUGCUCUGGAUGGAGACGAAGAAGCGAUCUACUCGCAGGCGAAGGA
This is a messenger RNA of Fomitopsis serialis, 1282 nucleotides long. Its product is annotated as isocitrate lyase. The transcript is spliced from 6 exons. Gene Ontology annotation, biological process: carboxylic acid metabolic process. The annotation marks the transcript as partial. The record is from RefSeq and is a predicted model, not a curated record. NCBI's taxonomy places the organism in Eukaryota, Fungi, Basidiomycota, Agaricomycetes, Polyporales, Fomitopsidaceae. Gene Ontology annotation, molecular function: isocitrate lyase activity.